UAACGUGUAUUAUAGGUAUGGGCAGAUGGAGCGUUCUAUACUUUCUGCUGGGAUUGCAGGACUGGAUCUUAGGGGAGCUGUUGCUCGCGGGGUUGGGGCCCAGGGAGUUGAACUUAGUGAAACAGUACGAAGAAUGGAGGAGUCCAUUCCACAAGUCAUUGUUCUUCUUGAAGCUUCUGUAGAAAGAUGCAUCAAUUUUACUGGAGGUUCUGAGGCAGAUGAGCUAAUGCUUGCCCUCGAUGACGUAAUGUUACAAUAUAUAUCCACUCUGCAAGAAACCUUGAAAUCAUUGAGAGCUGUAUGUGGAGUGGAUGUUGAUGGUGUUGGUUCAAAGAAGGAAAUUGGAUUGGACAAAAAGGAAGGAGCUCACAGUUCUCGUAAAUCUGACUUGAUAUCAAAUGAGGAGGAGUGGUCCAUUGUCCAAGGUGCAUUGCAGAUCCUCACUGUGACAGACUGUUUAACAAGUCGAUCCUCAGUCUUUGAAGCUACCUUGAGAGCUACUCUUGCUAGACUCAGCACAAGUCUGUCUAUUGCAGUAUUUGGUUCUAGUCUGGACCAAAACCCUUCCCAUGUGGCUGGUGACGAUGGAAGUGGGGAAUUAUCUUUGGCCGGAAGGGCUGCCUUGGAUGUGGCAUCUGUGAGGCUUCUUGACAUUCCUGAAAAAGCUCGGAAGCUAUUCAACCUUUUAGAGCAGUCAAAAGAUCCCCGGUUCCAUGCCCUUCCUCUUGCAUCUCAACGUGUUGCAGCAUUUGCAGACACAGUGAAUGAACUUGUUUAUGACGUUCUUAUAUCCAAAGUACGACAACGACUUAGUGAUGUGUCUCAUUUGCCGAUCUGGUCCUCAAUCGAGGAACCAAGCGCUUUCCAUCUUCCGAGCUUUAGUGCAUACCCCCAGUCCUAUGUGACCAGUGUUGGCGAAUAUCUUCUUACUUUACCCCAACAAUUGGAGCCACUUGCUGAGGGCAUUUCUAAUGGUGAUGCCAACACUGAUGACGCACAGUUCUUUGCAACUGAAUGGAUGUUCAAGGUUGCUGAGGGUGCAACGGCUCUCUACAUGGAGCAGCUGCGGGGGAUUCAUUUUAUAAAUGACCGUGGUGCACAACAACUUUCUGUUGAUAUUGAGUACUUAAGCAACGUGCUUUCUGCACUUUCAAUGCCGAUCCCUCAAAUCCUCACCACAUUCCAUACAUGCCUUUCAACCCCAAGAGACCAAUUGAAAGAUCUUGUCAAGUCAGACUCAGGAAAUCAACUCGAUCUUCCAACAGCAAACCUUGUGUGUAAGAUGCGCCGCGUGAGUAUAGAACAGUAAUUUUUUUACCGAAGAUCUUUUACUAAAAUUGAGUCUUUGCCCAAUAGAUGCUACCAAAAUCUAGAGCAAGCAUAAGAUUUUCAUUGCCUGUUAAUUGAUUGUAGAGUUCUAUACAA
Camellia sinensis is the source of this 1425-nucleotide messenger RNA. Lineage: Eukaryota; Viridiplantae; Streptophyta; Magnoliopsida; Ericales; Theaceae. The record is from RefSeq and is a predicted model, not a curated record.